UAUUCAGUCGUAAAAUUGUCAUAAAUAUCGGAUCUCCUUUGAAAGACAGUGGUUAGAAUAGUUCAGAAACAUUCACCGCGAUGGAAGUCCCAGCAGCACCGAAGACUGAUCUUUUGAAACGCAUCUUUAUUCGCAAUGAUUCGGAAAAUGGACUAUAUCGUCGAUCGAUACGUAAUGGACUGUGGAUCAUUGCAAUUUUAGCAUUUAUUGUUUGCCUUGCUUGUGUCCUCAUGAACUGUGUCAUAAUUACGAAAUUUCUCAACGCAAGUUCUCUCCCUGUUGGAAUGAAGAUAAGUACACCAGGGAAAUACACGGAAAUUGUACAUUUUGUGGACACCCUGAGUGAUAACUUGACCGAUGUUUGCUUUGAACCGGAAUGCAUUAAAGCAGCAUCUUCGAUUUUAAUGAAAAUGGAUCAUGGCACGAAACCCUGUGACGACUUCUACAAAUUUGCUUGUGGCAGUUUUUUGAAUUCAACGAUUAUUCCCGAUGACAAAGACAGCAUAACGUCUUUUACUGCUCUUCGUGAUCAGGUAGCCCAGCAAUUGAGAUGGAUCAUUGAGGAACAGGAGCAAAAAAAUGUAUCAAACUCGGUGAAACUGGUCAAGAACUUAUACAAUUCGUGUAUGGAUAAGGGUAUGAUCGAAGCUCGAGGUUUAGAACCCUUGAAAAAUACACUAAAAACACUUGGUGGGUGGCCGGUCAUAGAUGGUCCAAGAUGGGAUGAGUCGGCCUUUGACUGGGUGAAAGCAAUCGAACCAUUCCGUAAAGUCGGACAUUCUACGAAUUUGAUAAAUUUGAAAAUCAUUACUGAUCCAAAAAAUGCAACUCGACACGUUAUUGCGCUGGAUCAACCAAGUCUCGGACUUUCUCGAAAGCAUUUGAUUCAAGGAUUACAGGGAAAGGCUGUCAACGAUUAUUACAAUUACAUGGUUGACAUUGCUACAAUUUUAGGAGCUUCGAAACGACGGGCAAUGAACGAACUUCGAGAGUCUUUACUAUUUGAAAUUGAACUUGCACGAAUAAACGUGCCGAAAGAAAAUCUGCGUGAUGCAUCGAAGCUUUACAACCCAAUGAAUUUAGUCACUUUGGAGCAGAACUAUCCUCGUCUUCGAUGGCGAGAAUAUUUGGAAAAUAGUUUAUCAGAAAAAGUUCACGUCAAUGAUGAGGAAUUAAUUGUGUUAGCGGUGCCACAGUACAUAGCCCAUUUUGAUAAACUUAUCGCUGUUACGUCGAAAAGGACACAAGCCAAUUACAUGAUGUGGCGGGUAGUGAAAGCUUUAAUCGUCUUCCUCAACGAUCGAAUAAGCAAAAGACAUCUCUUUUACACGAAAUCUCUUAACGGCAGGAGCAAACCUAUGCCGAGAUGGAAAGAAUGUGUUAAAAUUGUCUCACAAACUUUACCAGUCAAUGUUGGAGCUUUGUAUGUUAAAAAAUAUUUUAACGAAGCAGCCAAGAAGAAUGUUGUUGACAUGGUCAUGAAUAUAAAACAAGAAUUCGAGAAGACUCUUGAAAAGGCAGAAUGGUUAGAUGAGAAAACGAGACGAAAUGCUUUAGAAAAGUCAGAUGCAAUGACGCAUCACGUUGCUUAUCCGAAUGAAAUUCUGGACGAUAAAAAAAUAAUAGAUGAAAUGAAAGACCUCGAACUCUCACAGAAUCAUUAUUUUGAGAAUAUAUUAAAACUGAAGAGCUUUAAAAUUGAGCGAGCUCACGUGAAAUUGCGGAAACUUGUAGACCCAAAUGAUUGGAUGAGACACGGCCGAGCCGCCGUCGUAAACGCAUUUUAUUCGCCGGACGAGAACAGCAUUCAAUUACCCGCUGCUAUUCUUCAAGGCGCAUUCUUUAAUCACGAUCGACCGAAAUACAUGAAUUAUGGUGGAAUCGGUUUUAUUAUUGGUCACGAGAUAACUCAUGGCUUUGAUGAUCGCGGAAGACAAUUCGAUAAGAACGGAAAUUUGUUCGAUUGGUGGGAAGGUUCUGCAAAAGAUAAAUAUCUCAAACUUACCAGAUGUAUUAUCGAUCAGUACGCCAAUUACACUGCCGAACAAGUUGGGCUACACGUGAACGGCGUUCUCACUCAAGGUGAAAAUAUUGCGGACAAUGGGGGUGCAAAAUUAUCUUAUCACGCUUAUCAGAAUUGGAUUGCACUAAAUGGGCCCGAAAAGAAACUUCCAGGACUUCCGUACACACCAAGACAAAUGUUUUGGAUAAGCAUGGCUAGCGCGUGGUGCUCGAAAUACAAGAAUGAACAGCUUGCGCUACGUAUCAAUGAGGAUUAUCAUAGUCCUGCCGAGUAUCGAAUCCUUGGAACUCUAUCAAACAUACGAGAAUUUUCAGAAGAUUUUCAUUGCUUACUCGGUUCGAGGAUGAAUCCAGUUCAUAAAUGUAUUGUUUGGUAGAUUUUUAUUUGACAACACUGAAUGUUCGAUGCUUUAAAAGUGAAAAUGUUAUUUCCUUCAUAAAUAAAAAUACAUGAUCUACA
Messenger RNA from Venturia canescens, 2482 nucleotides. Its product is annotated as neprilysin-2-like. The record is from RefSeq and is marked provisional. Gene Ontology annotation, molecular function: metalloendopeptidase activity. Gene Ontology annotation, biological process: protein processing. Lineage: Eukaryota; Metazoa; Arthropoda; Insecta; Hymenoptera; Ichneumonidae. Gene Ontology annotation, cellular component: plasma membrane. Bases 81 to 2399 code for a protein of 772 amino acids. The transcript is spliced from 10 exons.